Cajanus cajan (pigeon pea) is the source of this 1336-nucleotide messenger RNA. RefSeq names its product Chalcone and stilbene synthase family protein (gene LAP6). Gene Ontology annotation, biological process: polyketide biosynthetic process. Lineage: Eukaryota; Viridiplantae; Streptophyta; Magnoliopsida; Fabales; Fabaceae. The record is from RefSeq and is a predicted model, not a curated record. Gene Ontology annotation, molecular function: acyltransferase activity, transferring groups other than amino-acyl groups.
UCUAUGUGUGAGUCUUCAUUCUCUCUACAGCAUUUGCGCCUAAAUCUCAGAAAUUAAAGAUGCCACAAGGUGAUUCCAAUGGUAGUUCCAAGCAGCAUGCUGCACUCACUAGGCGUGUUCCUACGCCAGGGAAGGCCACAAUACUUGCUAUAGGAAAGGCCUUCCCUAGCCAAAUCAUCCCUCAGGAGUGUUUGGUGGAGGGCUACAUUCGUGACACCAAGUGUGAAGAUUCAUAUAUAAAGGAGAAAUUGGAGCGUCUUUGUAAAAACACCACUGUGAAGACAAGGUACACAGUGAUGUCAAAGGAGAUCCUGGACAAGUUCCCAGAGCUGGCCACAGAGGGCUCACCAACCAUAAAGCAGAAGCUCGAAAUAGCCAAUCCAGCAGUGGUAGAAAUGGCCACCAAGGCCAGCCUCUCGUGCAUCAAGGAAUGGGGAAGGCCUGCUCAAGACAUCACACACGUUGUCUAUGUUUCCUCAAGCGAAAUCCGCCUGCCAGGAGGAGACCUCUACCUGGCCAACGAGCUCGGCCUCCGGCGCGACGUCGGCCGUGUAAUGCUCUACUUUCUCGGCUGCUACGGCGGCGUCACCGGCCUGAGAGUGGCCAAGGACAUAGCGGAGAACAACCCUGGGAGCAGGGUUCUUCUCACCACUUCUGAGACCACCAUUCUAGGGUUUAGGCCCCCCAACAAGGCCAGGCCUUAUGACCUUGUUGGGGCUGCACUCUUUGGUGAUGGUGCUGCAGCAGUGAUAGUUGGAGCCAACCCUGUGAUGGGUCAAGAGUCUCCCUUCAUGGAGUUAAGCUAUGCUGUGCAGAAGUUUCUGCCUGAUACACACCAUGUCAUUGAUGGGAGGCUCUCUGAAGAGGGCAUAAACUUCAAACUUGGGAGGGACCUUCCUCAGAAAAUUGAGGACAACAUAGAGGAGUUCUGCAGGAAGCUCAUGGCCCAAAGCACUGUGAAGGAGUUCAAUGAUUUGUUCUGGGCUGUGCACCCCGGUGGGCCAGCAAUUCUCAACAGGCUUGAGAGUACCCUCAAGUUGAGCAGUGAGAAGCUUGAGUGCAGUAGGAAGGCACUGAUGGACUAUGGGAAUGUUAGCAGCAACACUAUAUUUUAUGUGAUGGAGUACAUGAGGGAGUAUCUUAAAGAAGGUGGAGAGGAAUGGGGCUUGGGGCUGGCAUUUGGUCCUGGAAUUACUUUUGAAGGCAUUCUCCUCCGCAGCCUGUGAUCAUUGGAAAGGUGUAUUAAUGGGGUUCUUUUUUCGGUGGUUUAGAAUCUUACUUAAUUAUCAAUUAAUAAUAAAGUCUCAUGUACCAAAUUACUCACUGAAUGAAUAUU